AUGGGUAACAGUUAUUUCCGAAAAAUGUUAAUUUCCAAUGAUUCUAAUGUUGAGAAGAAAUUUGACAUUAUUCGGCACGAUAAAGCCGAAGAUAGAGCUAAAAAGGACUUAUUAAAAUUCUCGCUCGUACUUUUGGCGAUCACCGGAUGUCGGCAACCAGAGUCGUGGACAUUUUUGUACAAGUACACACUCUACAACAUUUAUACGAUGAUUCUGGUCCUUCUAUUGUAUACGUUCACAUUUACCCAAUUCAUGGACAUUGUUCUAAACGUUGGCAAUCCCGAGGAAUUUACUAGCGUUAUAUAUAUAAUGAUGACUGUGUUCGUCGCGUCCUUUAAACUAUCUAAUAUGUUGAUGAAUCGUAAGAGCGUAUCGGAUAUUAUCAAUACUCUUAUCGACAAACCGUUUAAACCGAUGGUAACUGACGAAAUAAAGAUUCGCCAAAAUUUCGACAGAAUGAUACAGUAA
Nylanderia fulva is the source of this 468-nucleotide messenger RNA. Lineage: Eukaryota; Metazoa; Arthropoda; Insecta; Hymenoptera; Formicidae. The record is from RefSeq and is a predicted model, not a curated record.